Molecule: messenger RNA, 2913 nt
Organism: Drosophila elegans
Lineage: Eukaryota; Metazoa; Arthropoda; Insecta; Diptera; Drosophilidae
Gene: IleRS-m
Product: isoleucine--tRNA ligase, mitochondrial
Exons: 6
Coding region: 26-2866 (946 amino acids)
Biological process (GO): isoleucyl-tRNA aminoacylation
Cellular component (GO): cytosol
Molecular function (GO): aminoacyl-tRNA deacylase activity; ATP binding; isoleucine-tRNA ligase activity
Source: RefSeq, a predicted model, not a curated record
UCUCCUCUUCUUCUUCGGCUACAAAAUGCUACGGAUUCUAAAUUUUCGCUUUGGAAAUCGUUUAUAUUCUGUGAAAGCUGCUAAAAAAGAUGCGAAAAAAUAUACAGACACCAUCAACCUGCCGAAGACCAAGUUUCCCAAUCGUCUGACCGCAGCCAAACGCGAAGAACAGGAGCGUCUUGUUCUGGAGAAGAAGAUCGCCGUUUCGUAUCAAUACCAGGAGCAGCGACUGGCGGAGAAGGGACAACCCACCUUUGUGCUCCACGAUGGACCUCCAUACGCCAAUGGCCAACUGCACAUGGGCCACUCGGUCAACAAGAUCUUGAAGGACAUCACUCUGCGCCAGCGGGUGGCACAUGGUCAGCAGGUCAACUACAUUCCCGGAUGGGAUUGUCAUGGCCUGCCCAUCGAAUUGAAGGCCACCAGCACUGCUCCGGGACAGAAUGCUCUGGAAAUCCGGCAGAAAUCUCGCGCUUUUGCCUUGGAGGCCAUCCAAUCGCAGAAGGAGGAGUUCAGAAGCUGGGGCAUAUUGGCCAACUGGCAGAAGGAUGAUAUCUAUAUGACUUUCCAUCCCGAGUUUAUAGUCAAUCAAUUGCAAAUGUUUCACAAUCUUUAUGAGAGAGGACUUGUAUAUCGAGAUUUGAAGCCGGUUUACUGGUCUCCUUCCUCCAAGACAGCCCUGGCGGAGGCGGAGCUGGAAUAUGAUCCCAACCACAUAAGUCCUUCGGUAUAUGUGAGAUUUGCCUUGAAUCCCAAUGGUUUACCCUUGGAAACUAAGGAUAAACAGAUUUAUGCCCUUGUGUGGACCACAACUCCUUGGACACUGCCCAGUAAUCAAGCCAUUUGCUAUAAUCCCUCUUUGGAAUACAUGUUGGUUAGGCUGUCGGAUCACAGCGAGGACGAGCUAUAUCUCAUGGCCUCAGCCCUCUCGGCAGACUUUGAGGCAAAUACCCAGCUCAAAUGUGAGAUAGUCCAGCAUUUGAGUGGCAACUCAUUGGGCAAGUUCAGCUAUAAACACCCAAUAGACAAAGAACAGUCUAACCUGCCCUUCUUCGAUGCUAGUCAUGUGCAGGAUAGCAAGGGUACGGGCUUGGUGCACACUGCUCCUGCCCAUGGACCCGAAGAUUUCCUCGUUAGCCUGGCCAAGAAAAUACCCGUGAAAUGUUUGGUAAAUGAGGAGGGCAUUUACACAAAGGAAGCCCCUGAUUUUCUACGCGGACAAUCGGUGCUGGAGCGGGGAAAUCCUCUUGUCUUAGAGCACAUAGCAGAGGAUGUGGUGCACUUCGCCAAGCUGGAACAUUCCUAUCCCAUAGACUGGCGCACCAAGCAGCCUGUGAUAAUUCGUGCCAGCGAGCAGUGGUUCAUCAAUACAGAGAAGCUGAAGACUUCAGCUGCUGACGCACUGGAGCGUGUGGAAAUCUAUCCCCGAACAAAUGCCGAGGCCAGCAAGAAGGCAUUGCUCACCCAGCUGCAAAAGCGACCCUACUGGUGCAUCUCGAGGCAGCGGGCGUGGGGUGUUCCCAUUCCCGUUCUCUACAGUCGGCUGACUGGAGAAGUAGUACUCAAUGCUGCUCUAAUCGAACACCUCUGCAAUCUUUUACGCCAGGAGGGAUCCAUUGACUUCUGGUGGGCCAAGACGGUGGAGGAAAUUGUACCCACCAAUAUACUCAGUGAACUUGGCUACGAAGCCAAAGAUCUCGUCAAGGGAAAUGACAUAUUGGACAUCUGGUUUGACUCUGGCAGUACUUGGUCUGCUGUGCUGAAGAAGGAUAAAGUAGCCGACUUGUAUUUGGAGGGCUAUGACCAAUUCACCGGCUGGUUUCAAUCUUCCCUGCUAAUGAGCAUUGCUGCUCGAGGAUGUGCGCCCUACAAGGCCCUCUUUGUACAUGGAUUCACGGUGGAUGAGAACGGCUACAAGAUGUCCAAAUCGUUGGGAAAUGUCAUUUCACCCAAGCAGAUAACCAAAAAGUAUGGAACAGAUGCCCUGCGCUGGUGGGUGGCCUCCCAUGGAACCCAGCACAUGUCCAUUACGGUCAGCGAUAAGCUGCUGCAGCAGGCGGCUGAGAAUGUGAGCAAGGUGCGCGGAACACUAAGGUAUCUAAAGGGUGUAAUUGGAGAGAAACAAUCAGACGAGCAGCUUCUGCUUAAAACUCCCGACACGAGCUAUUUAAACCGAUACUUGCUAAGCCAGUUGGUUGAAUUUGAAUCUGAGGUGGUGAAGCUCUACAAAGCCUAUGAGUACAAUCGCGUAGUGGCCUGCGUUCAAAACUUCCUUGCCAAUCAGGUGUCCGCCAUUUAUGUGCAUCUAAUCAAGGAUCGUUUGUAUUGUGGGGAUGAUCAGGAACUGUUUGCUAUUCGUCAGACGCUUACCCACUGCUACCAGCAACUCUGCAAGAGCUUGUGGCCCAUUGUUCCUUUCCUGGUGGAGGAAAGCUGGAGCUAUUACGAUGCCAAGGGUGGAGCAUUUCAUGAGCAGAGUGUUCGAGCUAACCCAGAAUGGCGGGACACAAAAGCCAUUGAGCUGGUAAAGGCAGCACUUGAUGUCAAACGUCUCAUUAACCAGCAGGCUGGAGAGGUAAACACUUGGCACUUGGCUGUAACCAUUAAGGGAAGGAAGGGAAGCCAGCUCGAUCUGCUGCAAGAACUUCACUGCUCUCUUGGAGAAACUUUAAGAAAUUCAGAGCUAUGCGAGAUACUGCAAGUGGGGUCUGUUACCCUCGUGCAAUCCGAUAAUCACGAAUUGGACAUAGCCAUAACUACUCUGCUGACAACGUUGUGUCCACGUUGUCGUCGAUUUAGUUUGGACGAGAAUGACGAACACGAGACCUGUGAACGUUGCUCUGCGAUAAUGAAUGUAAAGCAUUAGGUUUUGUUGUUUUCUAGGUGUAAGGAAUACAUUUAUGUUUUUAAAAA